ACACCAACCUCUUAUCAACAAAACAAAAAUCAUCAAAAGAAAACAAUCUUUGUUAAUGUUUCUUCACGUUUCUCUUUCCUUUUUCUUCUAUCUCUAGUCGUUCUUUUUCACUACCAUGAAUGCCAUAGCUACUGCUUCUUCUCUCUCUCUUCCAAUCUUUUGUAGAACUUCCAAGCUUGAUACCAAAAGAGGUUUGAAAGGUAAAUUUGGAGUGUUUGCUGUGUUUGGAGAAGAACUAGAGAAGAAAAAUUCAUGGGGUACGAUAUUUGAUGUAGAAGAUCCAAGAUUGAAAGUGCCAUUGAGUAAAGGGAAAACUUUGGAUGUAUUUCAAGCUUUAGAAGUAGCUAGGCAGGAUAUUCAGUACUGUGAUUGGCGAGCUCGCCAAGAUGUGCUUACCAUCAUGCUCCUCCAUGAAAAGGUGGUUGAAGUUCUUAAUCCUCUAGCUCGUGAAUACAAGUCGAUCGGCACCAUGAAAAAGGAUCUAGCUGAGUUGCAGGACGAAUUAGCAGAAGCACACAGACAGGUUCAUAUAUCGGAAACAAGAGUUUCCACUGCUUUAGAUAAACUAGCUUACAUGGAAGAAUUGGUAAAUGAUAGGCUAUUGCAAGACAGAAGCACGGCUGAAGUUGAUGAGACAUCCUCGUCUCCCAGCACGUCUGAAAAAUCUGUACGUACCGAAAGAAGAAGGAAGCCGCGGAAAAGAUUGAAUGUAUCAGGUCCAGUUCAGUCAUACCAUCCUAACUUAAAGAAUUUCUGGUAUCCUGUUGCGUUCUCUGCCGACUUAAAGGAUGAUACCAUGAUCCCAAUGGAAUGUUUCGAGGAACCGUGGGUUAUCUUUAGGGGUAAAGAUGGCAAACCUGGAUGUGUCCAGAAUACUUGUGCACAUAGAGCAUGUCCACUGCACCUUGGCUCGGUAAACGAGGGUCGUAUCCAAUGCCCUUACCAUGGCUGGGAAUAUACGACAGACGGAAAAUGCGAGAAAAUGCCGUCUACUCGAAUGCUAAAUAUAAAGAUAAAGUCAGUUCCUUGUUUUGAGAAAGAAGGGAUGAUCUGGAUUUGGCCUGGCAAUGAUCCCCCAACGGCGACACUUCCAUCUUUACUACCUCCUUCUGGAUUUGUAGUCCACGCUGAGAUUGUCAUGGAACUUCCGGUUGAACAUGGAUUACUUUUGGACAACCUUUUGGAUCUUGCGCAUGCCCCUUUUACUCAUACUUCAACGUUCGCAAAGGGAUGGAGUGUUCCGAGCUUUGUGAACUUUUUGACACCUGCAUCUGGCCUUCAAGGAUACUGGGAUCCUUAUCCAAUCGAUAUGGAGUUUCGUCCACCUUGCAUGGUUCUAUCAACCAUUGGAAUUUCAAAGCCUGGGAAACUGGAGGGACAAAGCACUAAAGAAUGUGCAACACACCUGCACCAACUUCAUGUAUGCUUACCAUCUUCAAAACAUAAAACAAGAUUGUUAUACAGAAUGUCGCUGGAUUUCGCUCCUCUACUUAAGCAUGUUCCUUUUAUGCAACAUUUAUGGAGGCAUUUUGCAGAACAGGUUUUAAAUGAGGAUCUAAGGCUAGUAUUGGGUCAACAAGAGAGAAUGAACAAUGGUGCAAAUGUAUGGAAUGUGCCAGUUACCUAUGACAAGCUUGGAAUAAGGUAUAGGCUUUGGAGGGAUGCAUUGGAAAAUGGAGCUAAACAACUACCCUUCAACACAUAAUUAAAAUACAGAAAUUAAGGAUCGUUUUUUCUUAGAUUCAUAAGGCUCUUUUUUCUUUUUAGUCAAAGCUCUAGGACAACCUUGGCACUCACAUGUUGCUUUGUGUUUCAUGGCUUUGCAUCAAAUCUAAUGAGGCCACUCGGGAAUGUUGUAUUUAUAUCAGAGGCUCCUUUUUGAGUCUUGACAAUCUUUUUUCUUCUUGAAUGUGUACAGUGUUAAAUCCAUUUAAUGGUUCACCAUCUUAGGUGGUGGCAUAACCACACCCCUUGAAUAAAGGGGAUUGUUGUAUGAUGACAAUGUUUUAUAGUCCAAUGUUAAUUCAGAAUUAUUCUUGACU
Cicer arietinum (chickpea) is the source of this 2042-nucleotide messenger RNA. RefSeq names its product chlorophyllide a oxygenase, chloroplastic. Gene Ontology annotation, molecular function: 2 iron, 2 sulfur cluster binding; chlorophyllide a oxygenase activity; iron ion binding. NCBI's taxonomy places the organism in Eukaryota, Viridiplantae, Streptophyta, Magnoliopsida, Fabales, Fabaceae. Gene Ontology annotation, cellular component: cytoplasm. The record is from RefSeq and is a predicted model, not a curated record.